AGCUCCUACCGAAAGGACAGCGUGCCCAAUCCAUCACUCACUGCGUCUCUCCCAUUCGUCGUAGCUUCUCCUCCCAUAGCUGGAAACAGAAUCCAUCGCCGCCAUGUCCAAAUUGAGCGAAACCAAGCCCGAUUGGUCAGGGGUAGGGACUGUCGGACUGGUCACAGCUUAAUUUUUUACUCCUACGUACUUCCUGCCUUCCUGGAACAGUUAGCACAGCAGCUUUGCAUUAGCAUGGAGCAGGAGCCACCAUCGCCGCCGCUGCAAGCGUCGGGGUUGCAGCUGUCCCUGGCCCUCGCGCCGGCAGCGGCCGGACGCCGUGAGGAGGUGGAUGAGGUGGCGGCGCCGACGGCGUACGUCGCCGGGAAGCAGGUGCGGCUGUUCCCUUGCCUCUACUGCAACAAGAAGUUCCUCAAGUCGCAGGCGCUCGGGGGCCACCAGAACGCGCACAAGAAGGACCGCGCCACCGCCGCCUGGAACCCCCACGUCUACGGCGACGACGACGCAUCCGCCGUGGCGGUGCCGCCGGACGCGGUCAACAGAGGUGGCGCAGCGAGAUCCGCCGCCGCCGCUGCCUUGUCCGUGACGAUCGCCUCGCACGGCGGCCCCGCCGUGGAGCCCCCCGCCGGCGUCAAGGUCGAGAUGCCGGACGGCGGCACCCGGCUCUUCGCCGACCACGUGCUGCUCCCGGGUGCGGGGGCAGCCGACCCCUCCGCCGUGGCCGGCGGCCGCGAUGGCACGGUGGAAAUGCUCAACUGGAGGAGGACCUCCCGCAUCUUUUCCCCACCGGAGAAUAACACCAACGCCAGCACCGCCGCGCCCUCCAGCUCCGGCGAGGAGCUCGACCUCGAGCUGCGGCUCUAGAUCAUCCACGACGCGCUUCCUCCGUCCCGGGGAGAGAUCCUUUAAUUUGACACGCACGCAUCUUCUUGGCUGCCCGUAUUAUUAUGUCUGUACCUUGCUUCAAUUCAUCUUCUCUCCAGUCUUGUCAUCCCAAUUAAGCUUGGUAUGCAUGGUUCAUCAUUAUUCUUAUUUGCUACGUAUCUCAACAUCAGGUGUUGUUGACCGGUGAUGGUGCAUAUCUCAACAUGUCAGAUUAGUAUAUAUGUUAUAAUAUUCCGCCGCUGUGCAUCACUUUAAGUACUGAUGAGUGUUUGUAGCUUUUCCUGCU
Messenger RNA from Panicum hallii, 1171 nucleotides. RefSeq lists its product as uncharacterized. The transcript has a single exon. Lineage: Eukaryota; Viridiplantae; Streptophyta; Magnoliopsida; Poales; Poaceae. Bases 235 to 864 code for a protein of 209 amino acids. Gene Ontology annotation, molecular function: DNA-binding transcription factor activity. The record is from RefSeq and is a predicted model, not a curated record.